Cinclus cinclus is the source of this 2743-nucleotide messenger RNA. It is a transcript of the gene MELTF, whose product is annotated as melanotransferrin. The record is from RefSeq and is a predicted model, not a curated record. Lineage: Eukaryota; Metazoa; Chordata; Aves; Passeriformes; Cinclidae. Gene Ontology annotation, cellular component: plasma membrane; extracellular region; early endosome. Gene Ontology annotation, biological process: iron ion transport. The coding region runs from base 1 to 2214 and encodes 737 amino acids. The transcript has 15 exons.
AUGAAGAGCUCCAGGAAUGUUUUCUGUCUUCUCUGCUUUCAUGCUGCUCUCAGCCUGGAGCGUGUCCGGUGGUGCACGGUGUCUGAACAAGAACUUGCCAAGUGUAAUGGCAUGAGCAAGGCCUUUAGUGAGGCUGGAAUCCUUCCCCCUCUGGAGUGUACAGCAGGGGGGUCAGCUGCUAACUGUACCCAGAUGAUUAAGGAUGACUUGGCAGAUGCAGUGACCCUGGAUGGCCGUUUGAUUUUCCAGGCUGGAAGGGAGCAUGGUCUGAAACCUGUGGUUGGGGAAGUAUAUAAUCAAGAGAUUGGAACUUCCUAUUAUGCUGUGGCUGUGGUAAAGAGGAGCUCCAACAUCACCAUCAACAGCCUGAAGGGUGUGCGCUCCUGUCACACCGGCAUCAACAGGACCGCAGGCUGGGAUGUGCCCGUGGGUUACCUCACUGCCACGGGGCACCUGGCAGCAAUGGGAUGUGACCUUCCAGCAGCUGUAAGUGACUAUUUCAAUGCAAGUUGCGUUCCUGGAGCAAAUGGUGUGAACUAUCCCAAAUCCCUCUGUCAGCUCUGCAAAGGGGACUCAGAAGGACAGAACAAAUGUGAACGAAAUUCCCAAGAGCAAUACUAUGACUACAGUGGUGCUUUCAGGUGUUUGGCUGAAAAUGCUGGACAGGUUGCUUUUGUGAAGCACAGCACAGUGCCUGAAUAUACAGAUGGGAGAAGCCUUUCUUCCUGGGCCCAGCGGCUGCGCUCCCAGGACUUCCAGCUGCUGUGUCGUGAUGGCAGAAGAGCUGAUGUGACAGAGUGGAGAAGCUGCCACCUGGCCCGAGUCCCUGCCCGGGCCGUGGUUGUGCGGCCUGACACAGACGGGACAAUUCUCUUCCAGCUCCUAAACCAGGGACAACAAAGAUUUAAUGGGUUGGGUGCCAAGUUUCAGAUGUUUGAUUCUGCAGUCUACGGUGCCCAAAAUCUUCUGUUCCGAGAUGCCACCACAGAGCUUGUUGCAAUCACAGCUCAGAAUUACCAGGCAUGGCUGGGUGAUGAGUAUCUUCGUGCCAUGCAAGCCCUGAACUGCAACCCCAACACAGUACCAGAAAGCCUGAACUGGUGUGUUGUAUCCACUGAGGAGAUUUGGAAAUGUGGUGAAAUGGCCGUUGCCUUUAGAAAAAAGAAUUUGAAGCCAGCAAUUCAGUGUAUUUCAGCUGAGACAAAGGAAAAGUGCAUGGAGCUGAUCCAGAAAAAGGAAAGUGAUGCUGUAGUUCUGGGUGGAGCUGAUAUUUACACAGCUGGGAAGACAUAUGGCCUUGUACCAGCUGCUGGAGAAAGUUACUCUGCUAAUGACAGCAGAAAUGCAUACUAUGCUGUGGUGUUAGUGAAACGAAAUCUGUCCAACGCAUUCACCAUCAGUGACCUGAGAGGGAAGAAGUCCUGCCACACAGGACUGGGGAGAAAUGCUGGAUGGAAUAUUCCCAUUGGCAUAUUGAUUAAGAGGGGGAUUAUUAAGAACAGAGACUGUAAUAUUCCUCAAGCUGUGAGUGAGUUUUUCUCUGCCAGCUGUGCGCCCUCAGCUGAGCAGAAAAAUUACCCAGCAAAGCUCUGUCAGCUGUGUAUUGGAGAUGAGAGUGGAAACAACAAAUGCAGUGCAAGUAGCCAAGAACGUUAUUACAGCUACAGUGGAGCCUUCAGGUGCCUGGUGGAGGAUUCUGGGGAUGUGGCCUUUGUGAAGCACUCAACAGUGUUUGAGAACACAGAUGGUAAAAACACUGCUAGUUGGGCCCAAAAGUUGAAUUCCAGUGAUUUCCAGUUACUGUGUCCAAAUGGUGCCCGUGCUGAAGUCACCCAGUUUGCCAAUUGUCACCUGGCUCAGGUGCCAGCUCAGGCUGUUAUGGUUCAUCCAGAUGUUAAUGUUUUUGCUCUAUACGGACUACUGGACAGAGCCCAGGUCUACUUUGGAAAUAACAGCAAUGGAAAUGGAUUCAAAAUGUUUGAUUCUUCAGCUUUUCAGGGAAAAGACCUGAUUUUUAAGGAUUCUACUCUUGAGAUUGUGCCAGUGGAAGAGAGGAGAACAUACACAGACUGGCUGGGGAGUGAAUAUAUUGAGUCCCUUGAAGGGAUGCAAACACCCCAGUGUUCUGGGGCAGGUAAUAAGAUAACACAGUAUUCACUCAUGGCUACUGUCAUUCCCUUGCUUGUUUUAUAUCAGAUACAAGGCUUGGACUAGCACAGUCCAAGUGGGAACUUCCAGGCCACCUCUGCCCUGCUACCUUCUCUUCAGAAAAGCUGCUGUCUGGAUAACAUGCUGUGCUACCAUGUGAAUGCCUCUUCCUGCCUCUUUGCAGGGCAAGUGCCAACAGCAUCUGCUCAUCAGGGAGUGGGAUAGGGCUAGAAGCUGCCCCUGUCUGUGUGGAUGAGGUGGAAUUUGGGGCAGAAACCAGCAAUACAGUAUCAAUGUGGUUUACAACAUCAGUCUAACACUGGAGCAUCUCUGCCAUUGUUGCUGAUAUUGAACCACCCAGGAUUCCCAAAAACUGUUAGAUGGAUACUGGGUUUCUGAUCUGUAGAAGAAUUUCUUGGAAGGCAAAACUCCCAUCUAGUGAAUUCUUUCUCUAGUGGCCUCCUGGCUGGUUAUGUUCAGACCCACUUCCCUGCUUUACCCAUCCUACCCUGUUUCUCCUGAGCUCCACUGCCACAAAACAUAAGUGUACAGAGAAUGGACAGGCUGUGAACAGAAACCAGUUCAGCUUCAGCAA